GCAGCGACAGGAGGUUUCCUGUCUGUAUUGCAGGUAGCACGGAGCCAGCCGGGGCCGCACGGGGCACUUCUCGUUCCAGCCCGAGCUGAUGUGGUGCUAAGGAUUAUUUUCCUCCCCUUUGAAGCCAACAGAACUGGACGUCUGUGGGCGAAGACCGGCCUCAGCUGUGCAGAGAGCCUCGGGAGACCUCCUCAGCCAAAGGUGUAUUCAGAUGGAGCCUAGAAGUCGACUUAAAAAACACAAGAACAAAUGCUUUAACUUGCUUUUGUUAGGGUACGUGGCUCUAAUGGGCAUCUCUGUCCUGCUGGGGUUUUCCAGCCUGCUCCGGGCAGGUAGUUAUCAGCUGGCGGAUCAUCUGAGCGACAACCGCGAGGACCGGUUUCCAGCCACGGGGGAGCUGCAAGCAGAGGGGGGCUCCCUGCCGGCCAGCCAGGGCCAACGGGUUUGGAAAGCGGCCGGGGAGCAGGGCGGCCACCUCCCGUUGUUGCUCCGCAGGAAAAGAGGAGCCAGCGCGAAGCCGUCCAGUCCAACCGCCAAGGCCACGGCCUCCACCGCGCCCCCCCAAAUUGCUGCUUCUACUACGGCAGAGAGCUCCUCUACUGAAGCAGACAUCACGGCUCCUGAACUACUAACGUGUCUCGAUUCUCCCGACUGUGACAACGCCACCAAGGCGCCCUCUGUUACUGGACCCCAAAACGUCUCCGUAGGAAGUACCAGCGUGGCACCCACCAGCCCCGUCAUUACCUUGACGGCAGCCCCCGCGCUCCAGACCUCCCCCCACGGCCCCGAGGAAGCAGAGACCACGCUUUCUGCCGGCACGGAGAGUGAGGCGAACGGCUCUGCUGCCACGCUGGUGGAAAGGAAGGGGCAGAAGCAAAUGCCACCUGGCCCUCAGACAAGCACCUCGACCACCUCCACGGAGGCUCCCAUGGAUGACGCAGACACUACUGAGCCCCCGGACCUCACGACAGAACAACCUGGUUCUGCUCUUCCCACCAGCAAGGCAGGGGGACACGAAGCAGAGACCACGCUUUCUGCCAGCACGGAGAGCGAGGCGAACGACUCUGCUGCCGUGCUGGCGGACAAGAAGAGCAAGGAGACCUCUACUUCGCCGCCUGACUCUCCGGCAGACGUCUCCACGGAGGCUCCCGUGGACGACGCAGACACUACCGAACCACCGGACCUCACGACAGAGGGCAAGCCUAGCUCUUUCCACCCCACCUUCAGGGCAGGGGGGUUUGGCACUACGCAAACCGCCUUGGAGAAGUCGCACAGUCCUACGGAGGAUCUGAUGGGAAAAUGCCUGUUGGGCAUCCUCAUCCUGGCCCUCGUCGCCGCCACCUUCAUCAUCUGCACUGCCGUCCUGGCCACCAUGCUGUUACGCCAGAAGCGCGCCUACCGGAGGCUCCGGCACAGCAACACCGAGAUGGUGUGCAUCUCGUCCCUGCUGCCCGACAGCGAGCAGGGGGCCAACGGAGGGAGACCCAUCCCCGCACGGAGGAUGAAGAGGCUCCAAGACAACUGCUCGGAGAUGGAAGGAGACAACCUGACACUGAGCAGCUUCUUGCCGGACCAUUAGGGACUCAGCCGCCGGCUCAAGGGGUCCCGGACGCUCGCCGCCAGGACUUGCCUGGAGUCCCUGGCAAUGCUUUCUUUGGAGCAGCGUGCUGGCUGGCCACCUACUCACCAACCUAAAUGUCUUAAGGUUGCCCCAUCCGCCUGUGAGUAUGGAGGGCACCACCUCUAGCCAGGAUAGGACCCAGUUUGGCGAAGAACCGAGCGUGCUCUGCUUGGCACCCUGCAAGAUCGAAGCCUUCAGCAAUAAGUGUGUGCUAGAGACCAAAGGAGUAUGAGGAUGGCAGAUCUCCCUCUGGCCUUCGCCUAAAGCCGGGGUGGGGGGAUUCGGAGCCUCUUGCCCUGCAGGUGCAUCUUUGCCGCCAUGGCUCGUCCAUGCAAAGAGCAGACCCUCCGCUGGUUUCAAUUAGCGCAGCUCGUUGCACUCGUUUCCGCCAGCCGGCAAUCUGGCUCAGACUCUGGGCACUGCUUUAAUUUAUACUAGUGGACAGAGGAGAGGGGACUGUUUUUGCACGGAAGGCAUCUGAGUUUCAUGCUCCUUUCCUGCAAUGAAUGCCAUUAAACUCCACUCUC
Alligator mississippiensis (American alligator) is the source of this 2148-nucleotide messenger RNA. It is a transcript of the gene SELPLG, whose product is annotated as selectin P ligand. Gene Ontology annotation, biological process: hemopoiesis; leukocyte tethering or rolling. Bases 212 to 1579 code for a protein of 455 amino acids. Lineage: Eukaryota; Metazoa; Chordata; Crocodylia; Alligatoridae. The record is from RefSeq and is a predicted model, not a curated record. Gene Ontology annotation, cellular component: plasma membrane. The transcript is spliced from 3 exons.